CCAGGUGAUGGGGAUGAAGAUGGAGAUGGAGAAGGUGGUGGCAAUGGCUCAUUGACAGGUGAUGGGGAUAUAGAUGGAGAUAAGGAAGAAGAUGGAGUUGGAGAUAGAGGUGUGGAUGGUGUUGAAUGGGAAUGGAGAUGGAGAAGGUGGUUAUAGUGGUUUGUUGCCAGGUAAUGAGGAUGAGGAUGGUGAAGGGGAAAGAGAUGGAGAAGGUGAUGGCAGUGGCUCAUUGACAGGUGAUGCUAUAGACGGAGAUAGAGAUGGAGACGGUGGCAGCAGCAAGGAUGUAGAUGGGGAUAGAGAAGAGGAUGGAGCUGGAGAUUGA
Messenger RNA from Juglans microcarpa x Juglans regia, 325 nucleotides. RefSeq names its product RNA polymerase-associated protein LEO1-like. The record is from RefSeq and is a predicted model, not a curated record. The coding region runs from base 74 to 325 and encodes 83 amino acids. NCBI's taxonomy places the organism in Eukaryota, Viridiplantae, Streptophyta, Magnoliopsida, Fagales, Juglandaceae. The transcript has 3 exons.